CUCCUCAGGAGGCAAAAAGAGCAGAAGUGGGUACCAAGAGGUUAAGCCAUGAAGUAGUUUGCCAGUUACAAAGAUGAAUGGAAAUACUCAAUGAAAUUGUUUAUAUUUAGGAACAUGGUAAAAUUGGUCCUUUUCAGCAAAGUUCUCUAUUAAACCUUUGUUUUAGACUUCUGCUCUGAUGGAUGUUGCCCAAUCUCCAGACAACAUGGAGGGACUAAGGCAUAGAUUCAUGCAGAAAUGCACAGUGGAGUCUGGGACAAGACCAGCUUCUGACACCAACCUUAAGAAUAUCAUCUAUAUGCCCACAGAUGGACUCCUAGAAAAAGCAGGCGAUCUGGCUCAUCAAUCCAUGGCAGAUGUACAGCGGAAGAGAAGAAACUGCACCAAGGGAGCGUUCAGUGUGAUUUGCACGACAGGUUCCGUGAAGCUGAGGAAGAGAAGUGCAGCUUUUCGUCACAAGCCUCCAGAUUCCGGUGGCAGAUUCUGGGAAGAGCUCUCAAUUCACCCUGACUUCAAUGCGAACCUUCCUAGUGACAGAAGGCCCCAAGCAGCGCACGCUCCUACCAUGCACUUGAUUGGAUCGGGAGGGGAAGCAUCAGAACCCUUCCCAAUGCCUGCAAGGUGGAUUCCUCCAUCAACAAGAAGGCACGAUGACAUUGAUAUGGAACCCAGCAGCGAUACCCAAAGAGCAAACGGAAGUCUCUCUACAGGGACGGCGACCAACCUGCCCGGAAUAAUUCCAAGGGGCUCUGAGCUUCCAAAAGACCCGGAGGCGGAAGUUCAGGAGCUGGUGCCUGACCUCGCCUUGCUCAUGGAUGUGGAGCCUUCGGAAACUGUGGGACUCUCGCCAACUUCACCUGUGGCUGCUUUGCCGCAACCUCUGGAUGGCGACAUUGUUAUGCUUGACGAAACAGUUGUCAGGAAGCCCAAGGACAUCCUGAUUCUAGAGCGGGUUGGGGAGACGCUACGGCAAAAGAAACUGCGCAGCCCCCAUACUUGAGUGAUGCUGAAAUGAAUCACCUGGCUACCUUGGGUACUUUUCUGCUCUCUCUCUCUCUCUCUGCUGGGUAUAAAUGGAUUUUCGCAGUUUCUCAAAUAAGCAUAAAAUGGCACCAGUGAAAUAAAACAUAUGUUGGGAAAGAAGAAAGCUGUCACUCAA
Molecule: messenger RNA, 1159 nt
Organism: Podarcis raffonei (Aeolian wall lizard)
Lineage: Eukaryota; Metazoa; Chordata; Lepidosauria; Squamata; Lacertidae
Exons: 6
Coding region: 179-1000 (273 amino acids)
Source: RefSeq, a predicted model, not a curated record